GGAAGGGGCAGGGCGGCCGAGUGAGAUAAAAUGGACGCGCCUGGGCUGGGGAGGGGGUGAGGCUUGUGGCCAUUGGCUCUUGCCAGUCUUUCUUCAGCAGCUCUGGUCUCACGCUCUGCGUCCGAACUGACCAUGGCUGGUUCCCCGCGAGCCGCGCUGCUCCUGCUGGCCGCGCUGGCCGUGGCCCUGGCCGUGAGCUCCGCGACCAGCGCUAGCUCCGGCCCGCGGAAGCAGCGCUUGCUGGGCGGCUUCAUGGACGCCGACGUCAACGAGGAGGAUGUGCAGCACGCGCUGGACUUUGCUGUGAGCGAGUACAACAAGGCGAGCAACGACAGGUACCACAGCCGCGCGCUGCAGGUGGUGCGCGCCCGCAAGCAGCUCGUGUCUGGGAUGAACUACUUCUUGGAAGUGGAAAUUGGCCGGACCACAUGUACCAAGUCCCAGCCCAAGUUGGACGUCUGUCCUUUCCAUGAGCAGCCAUAUCUGAAGAGGAAAGUGCUCUGCUCUUUCGAGAUCUACAGUGUUCCCUGGCAGAGCAAAAUGACCAUGACAAAGUACAGUUGUCAGAACGCCUAGGGGUCUGGCUGUGCUGAUCACCUCUUCCCCACGUCCUGUACGGCCUGCUGGUGUCCUGUCCUGGGAUGGAGCCCUUCCCUCCCCCAACAGGUCUCCCUGUGCACCACCUCUGGGCAGCAGUUAGAGGAGGCUCCCACCACCACCACCACCUGCACAGGUCUCCCUGUGCACCCACUCCAGGAGGCAGGUAGAGGAGGCUUCCCUACACAUGACUCAAAUUUGGUGCACACACUCACUCUCACUUGCUUCAAUAAAAAGUAGCAAUGGC
Messenger RNA from Nycticebus coucang (slow loris), 844 nucleotides. It is a transcript of the gene CST3, whose product is annotated as cystatin C. Lineage: Eukaryota; Metazoa; Chordata; Mammalia; Primates; Lorisidae. The record is from RefSeq and is a predicted model, not a curated record. The coding region runs from base 133 to 576 and encodes 147 amino acids. The transcript has 3 exons. Gene Ontology annotation, molecular function: cysteine-type endopeptidase inhibitor activity.